This is a messenger RNA of Callorhinchus milii (elephant shark), 5194 nucleotides long. RefSeq names its product NPC1-like 1 (gene npc1l1). Gene Ontology annotation, cellular component: membrane. NCBI's taxonomy places the organism in Eukaryota, Metazoa, Chordata, Chondrichthyes, Chimaeriformes, Callorhinchidae. Gene Ontology annotation, molecular function: lipid carrier activity. The record is from RefSeq and is a predicted model, not a curated record.
UCGCAUUCAGUGUCUCUGAAAUGUGCUGGGGAUUUACUCACUACACUACCUGCCCUUUCUGUAAUGGUGUGACGGUAUCCUGAGGUUUCAAAUCCAAACACCUCAAAAGAGGCUGCAAACAAAGUUUAAAAUGAUGCUGAAUGUGCCCACAAUUUUACUGCUUGGUCUUUUCUUAGCUGACGUGACCUCUGCUACCAUUCAUCAGAAUGGAUAUUGUUCCUUUUAUGAGGACUGCGGCAAAAAUCCAGAGGUUUCCAAUGGCUUGUUGCCAGCCAGAGUACCUUGCUUGUACAAUGGACCUGCCAAACACUUGACCAACCUUCAACAUCUGGCCAAGCUCAGGUCUGUCUGCCCAAUGCUGUACACUGGGGACAAUACCCAGGCUUGCUGCUCAAUGAAACAGCUUGACUCAAUAGAGAAGAGCCUGUCUCUGUCCAAACCAAUCUUAAGUCGCUGUCCUUCUUGUGUUGACAACUUUAUAAACCUCCACUGCCAGAACACCUGCAGCCCCAACCAGAGUACGUUCAUCAAUGUCAGCAGGACCAUUAACUUGAAUGUCAGUGGUGCCAUGGAAGAUGUGGUGCUGGAAUUCCAGUGCUUCUACAGCAAGAGGUUUGCAGACGGAUCGUACAAAUCUUGUGAAAAUGUAAGGAUACCAGCCACAGGGGGCUUUGCCAUUGGUGCCAUGUGUGGCAAAUUUGGUGCCACUCUCUGUAACUCCCAGCGCUGGUUAGAUUUCCAAGGCGACACCGGCAAUGGCCUGGCACCUUUGGACAUUGACUUCAUUCUCAUCGAUAACACAUCGCAAGUUCCCGCUGAGAUAGUUCCUCACGAUGGAAAAUUCUGGAAGUGCAACGAAGCCUCAAGCCCGACAGGGAAAGCCUGUUCCUGCCAGGAUUGCAUCGAUUCCUGUCCCCAAAUCGAGCCACCCAGCCUUCCACCUGGACCCUGGCGAAUCGGGAAAGUGGACGCACUUUUUGUCAUCUGUGCCUUGCUCUUCAUUUUCGUGCUGGUUUGCAUUUUGGCUCUUAUGACUCACGCCAGCAUCACCAGUAAAAAAGAGAAAGUCAAAAUACCUGUGCUCAGUCCCGCUGACAUUAAGUGUUCUGAUAAACUAGGUCUGACCACACAGCAGUAUCUGGGGAACAUCUUCAGGGAAUGGGGCACAAUGAUAGCUCUGUAUCCCUGGACCGUGAUACUGAUUUCUCUGGUGAUAGUCGUGAUACUUUCUGCCGGGAUGGUCAAAAUCACACUUACUACUGACCCUGUCGAACUGUGGUCCUCUCCAGACAGUCGUGCUCGCAGGGAGAAGGAUUUCCACGAUACCAAUUUCAGCCCCUUUUUCCGCACGAACCAAAUGAUUAUAACCGUGCAGAACCGCCCCAGCUACCAGUACAAAUCGGUGGUUUUUGGGGAAAAGACCUUCAACGGAAUCCUUUCCAAAGACAUCCUACUCGAGAUUCUGGAUUUGCAAACUAGGAUCCAGAAUAUCCAGGUCUGGUCUGAGAAAGCUCAGAGGAACAUCAGCAUUGAGGAUAUCUGCUAUUCUCCCAUGAAACCCGAUAAUCCCAACAGAACCGAUUGCACUGUUAAUAGCUUGCUGCAGUACUUCCAGAAUAACAGGACCAGAUUCGAGGCCACCGCAAACCAGACCAUUAAUGGGGAGUCUGGCAUUGUAGACUGGAAAGAUCAUUUCCUCUAUUGUGUCAACUCUCCUCUGUCUUUCAAAGACAUCACUGAACUGGGCCUGAGCUGUAUGGCAGAUUACGGGGCGCCAGUUUUCCCCUUCCUGGCUGUUGGUGGAUAUGAUGGUGAAGAAUACACAGAAGCAGAAGCCCUCAUUGUGACUUUCUCAUUAAAUAAUUAUGCCAGAAGUGAUCCCAAAUUUGAAUAUGUUUUACUCUGGGAACAGGAAUACCUAAAGAUUGUGCAGGCGUAUAAAAAGAACAUGUCCCGCAGCUUUGACUUCGAGUUCAUGGCAGAGCGAUCACUGGAAGAUGAGAUUAACAGAACCACAGCUGAAGACCUGCCUAUAUUUGCCAUCAGUUACCUGGUGAUAUUCAUCUACAUCACCUUGGCUCUGGGAGACUAUACAAGUUGGAAACGGAUCUUGAUCGAUUCAAAGAUUACCCUGGGCCUGGGUGGAAUGGUGGUGAUACUGGCUGUGGUGUCUGCUAUGGGUUUCUAUGCCUAUCUGGGAGUUCCCUCCUCACUCAUUAUCUUGGAGGUGGUGCCCUUCCUGGUACUCGCUAUUGGCGCUGAUAACAUUUUCAUAUUUGUGCUCGAAUAUCAGAGAGACGAGAGGAAAGAAGAUGAAACGAGGGAAGAACAAAUUGGUCGUGUGUUGGGGAACGUCGCCCCGAGCAUGCUUCUCUGCAGCAUCUCAGAAUCCAUCUGUUUCUUCCUUGGUGCUCUGACUAAGAUGCCCGCUGUCCGCACGUUUGCCCUUUAUGCUGGGCUGUCCGUACUUUUGGAUUUCCUGCUCCAGAUCUCAAUGUUUGUGGCUUUGUUCUCCCUGGAUACCCGCAGACAGGAGUCUAACAGGUUUGAUAUCUGCUGCUGCGUUCAAUCAAAGAACAAAAAGAAAACAAAGAAAAGUGAGGGAAUUCUGAUGCGCUUUAUGAGGAACAUUUAUGCUCCUUUCCUGCUGAACUCUGUGGUUCGAAUCAUUGUGAUGGUUGUGUUCCUCUUCAUGUUCUUUGCGGGAUUGUACUUUCUCUUACACGUCAAAGUGGGGUUGGAUCAGCAGCUCGCCCUGCCCAAGGACUCCUACAUGUUGAACUACUUUUCCUACCUCUACAAGUAUUUUGAAGUGGGCACGCCUGUGUACUUUGUGACCACCGCAGGCUACAACUUCUCCUCUAUCGCCGGGAUGAACGGCGUCUGCUCCAGUGUGGGCUGUGACAACAACUCCCUGACACAAAAAAUACAGUACGCCACCGACUUCCCCCAACAGUCUUUCAUGGCCAUCUCAGCUUCUUCCUGGUUGGAUGACUUUAUAGACUGGCUGAACCCAAACUCCCGGUGUUGUCGGCUGCACGCCUUUGGCCCCAAUAAAGGUGAAUUCUGCCCAGCGACCAGUGAUGCAAUAUCGUGCCUGAUCAAGUGUAUGCCACAGUCCACCACCGGCAUCAUCAGGCCCACUGCGGAGGAUUUCGAGACCUACCUGCCCUAUUACCUGGCGGAUAUUCCCACACUGCAGUGCCCCAAGGGUGGCCUGGCGGCUUACGCUGAUGCCGUGAAUAAAGACAGCAACGGGGUCAUUGUUGCCUCCAGGUUCAUGGCCUACCAUUCGGUUCUGGUUGACAGUCAGGAGUACACGGCCUCACUGAAGGUGGUUCGAGAACUUGCUGCCAACAUUACAGCGAGCAUGAGGAAGGUCCCAGGCACCGACCCCAACUUUGAAGUCUUUCCCUACUCAAUCACCUACGUGUUUUACGAGCAAUACCUGACUGUGGUGAACGAGGGGCUGUUCAAUAUCUGUGUGUGCCUGAUCCCCACCUUCCUGGUGUGCUGUUUAUUGCUGGGGAUGGACCUCCGGUCAGGCUUCCUCAACCUCGUGACCAUCAUCAUGAUCAUCGUGGACACUGUGGGAGUGAUGACCCUCUGGAGUAUUGACUACAACGCUGUCUCUCUCAUCAAUCUGGUCACGGCUGUGGGCAUCUCUGUGGAGUUUGUGUCUCACUUAACACGCUCGUUUGCUAUCAGCACUGAGCCCACGCGAGUUGAACGGGCAAAGGACGCCACAGCCACCAUGGGCAGCGCGGUGUUUGCAGGUGUGGCCAUGACAAACCUCCCUGGAGUCAUCGUGUUAUAUUUUGCCAAAGCUCAGCUCAUCCAGAUUUUCUUCUUCCGCCUGAACCUGGUUAUCACACUCCUGGGCUUGGUUCAUGGCCUCAUCUUCCUGCCCGUUCUCCUCAGCUACUUUGGACCUGGUCUCAACAAAGCUGUGUUAUUGCAGUUACAAAACGAGGCCGAAAUGCAGGCGGAGAACCCUACAGUUAACGUGUACGCCACCAUUGAAUACGAGAGACCAGAACGGGAAGGGAACGACUAUUCCAAUGGCCUAAGGGGAGCAGAUAAUUUGGCCAAGUUAACAAAGGAGCGAAAUACAGAAGCUGUCUUCACCUCAUUCUAAACCAGGGACGGCUUUUAUUCAAUGCACUAUUCAGUUCCCAUAGCUCAGGAGGAGACACACUCCCACUAUAUCACAGACAGACAGACACCCACCCACUCACUCACGACACUUCCUUCGAUCUUAAAACCACCCAGAACUCCAGCCUGGAAGCUGAGCAGCCCUGACAGUGUAGAUAUUUUUCCCCCCAAUAUUUGCACUUUUUAAGAUGCACUGAAAUGUAGCAUUAAACCCAAUUAUGUUGUGUAAGAAAUAUGUUUAAUCUCUCCCCAACCAUCAACCCAACAGUACGCCACGACUCAACUCAGAAACUUCCCCAGAAACAGACCCUUUAAACGCCAGACAGUCAUCACAGCAGCAGAACCCCAUCUCUAACCUGACAGCCCGACUAUGCUGAGGAGCAGAGAGCUCUGUGGGUGGGUGUGGUUCUGAGCAACAGCAAACACCAGCACUGCGGGGAUCACACGCCAGUAUUCCCUCAGCUGUCCGUCCUUGCUCAGUCAGGUUAGAUGGCGUUAGUGUAAACUGCAGCCCCAAUGCUCUCUCCUUCAAUUCCUCUGCCUUUCUUCCCUUCCUUCCCCAUCCUUAAAUCACGCCUGAAGAUCUUCCUCUUUGACCGUGCCCUACGGUCACCUCCCCGUGGCUCGGUGUCGUGCUCCGCCACUGCCAAGUGCUCUGAGGCGCCACCUCCAUGUAAACGCAAAUUGCUGAACCGUUCUUUAAACAUUCCAAACUCCGGCUCACGACUGACUCACAAACACCGGCUAAACUAUCCUUUUGAAUCCACCCCCGAGUGACACACCUGUGAGGAAGUCAGGGUCUGGGUCUGACUGAUAUCUUUUAUCACCAGAAUUCACUCCCAGUAUCACCCAAGUCAUCGUCUUUCUAAUUUACCCACUUCGGAAAUCAGACAAAACGUCCCACACCACUAACUUCCCCUUAUGUGACAAAUACAAGGACUGUAUGAUUUUUGCUCUGUGCCACAUGUACAUGAAGAUACACAUGUUGCCUGACAUGCGCGAUUACCAAUAAAGUUAUGGAUUUACAGUAUUGACAUUA